AUGCCGGCAAUCCGUUCCUUUUACGCCCUCACGGUGUUGGCAGCUUGCCUGGCGCAAGUAUAUGCCGGCGACUAUUCAGGUGGUGGUGACCAAGGCUCUUGGGGUGGAGGCGGCAACAGCGGUAAUAGCGGUGGCAGCUGGGGGGGCCAGCCUAGCCAGGGCGGAGGUUAUGGCGGAGGCUACGGCGGUGGAGGCAAGGGUGGCUCACCGCCAGCUGCUUAUACUCCUGCGAUGCCUGCACAGACAUGCCCACCACAACAGAGCUGUCCCGCGUGCCCUGCACCAAGCUGUCCGGAGAAGAUGUGUCCGCCAGCUGGAACCAUGACGGAGACGGUGACCGUGACCCUGGCCUCUGCGUGCUCCUCAGCGGUGACCGCCUACGUGACCCAGUGGAUGAACGCACCACCAGGCUGCUUCUGCGGUUCUGGAAGUCCCCCAUCUUGGAUGACAGCAGCGGCUGCCGCUGCCGGAGGGGCCAACCAGCCUCUGGGUAACGCACCAGUCGUCACGACUGCUGUCGGUGCCUUGACUCCAGGUCUCUCAUCCAUCCCGGCCGCCGAGGCCGUGCAGACUGGAGUGACGGUAGCAGGUGGCGCUGCAGCUCCCGCAGCUCCAGCACCAACUCCCGCUGCGGCGGUUUCUCCCGGUGGUUUCUUUGGUUCAGCAAACGCUCCCGCUUCUUCGGCGACAGUCUCUGGUACGGAAACUUCUGGCUCUAGCAGCGUCCCUUCAUCUAACACUUCCGAGGCUAAAGCAGGGGAAGCUACUAAACCAGAAGCGGCGACGACGACGACGACGACGACGACGUCGGCGACCAGCAGCACAACUACCAAAGCAACCGCAGCCGCCGCCGACAAGACUUCUAAAGCAUCAGCGUCGUCGUCAACAACUACUACAACGUCAACAACAACAACUAUAUCCAGAACUGAUGCGACUUUUGACACCGCCAAAGCCAUUUCACCACCUGUUUCUUCAUCAUCUUCGACAACCACGACUGCUUCUGAUUCUUCUUCAAUAACGACAUCUUCGACAGUUUCAGCUGCUGCCCAGCAAAAUGGUGCCGGGUCUUUCAGCACAAUCGACACGGCAAGCUUGACCCUCAAAAACGCCCUUACACUGGGCAUCGGGAGACGAGAGCCCGCGCCGACGGCAUCAUGA
Exophiala spinifera is the source of this 1158-nucleotide messenger RNA. RefSeq lists its product as uncharacterized. Bases 1 to 1158 code for a protein of 385 amino acids. Lineage: Eukaryota; Fungi; Ascomycota; Eurotiomycetes; Chaetothyriales; Herpotrichiellaceae. The record is from RefSeq and is a predicted model, not a curated record. The transcript is spliced from 4 exons.